Messenger RNA from Pseudozyma flocculosa PF-1, 2262 nucleotides. RefSeq lists its product as uncharacterized. The transcript has a single exon. Lineage: Eukaryota; Fungi; Basidiomycota; Ustilaginomycetes; Ustilaginales; Ustilaginaceae. Bases 1 to 2262 code for a protein of 753 amino acids. The record is from RefSeq and is a predicted model, not a curated record.
AUGUCGGAGCUGUUCGACUCGCUCAACUUUCCCAGCACCGGCAUCACGUCGUCGCAGUCGUCGCAGCCCUCCACGUCGCGGGUAUACUGGCAUGCCUCUCCCUCUCCAGCCUUUCUCAGCACCCGCACCGGCACGCCGUCCAAGGCUCGCGGCGAGCAUAAGUCGCCCACGAUACCACCCCUAUGCACCCAGGCCUUUCUCGGCGAGCUGAGAAAGGUGUCGGCCGCGGCCACCAGCAGCCACGCCUCAUCGUCGCGACCAACCCUCGUCGUCGGCAGUCGGUACGAUCCCGCUCUCGGCUCACCCGUCAGUCCGAAAGCCAGGGGCAAGAGGCGGGCCGAUCCCGAAGCGCUCACGAUAGACGACGACGGCUCCUCCGACGAGGACGGCGACGGUGGCAGCGCCAGAGGCAACCGCCUCUUUCUCGGCGAGAUCGACGAAUCCAGCCCAGAGACGAGGCGGCGGAGAACCAUGGAUGCUGGGCAUACCGGACGCUUGCGCAAGUCGCCCCUGUCUUCCGCCGACGCCGCCUCGCAGUCCCAACAUGCCAGGCAAGGCGGCGAGAGCCUAGACUCGGCGCGGAGAGCGGAUGGCGGCCGCGCCAAUGGCAAUGCCGACGAUGCCAUUGGGCGAGGGGCUCAAGACCGGCGCUCCGAACCCGCACGAGAUGGCUCGAGCAGCUCAGCAUCGGCACGGAGGCAGCAUCGACGGAGCAGGGGCAGCAGCAAGCGCCACAACCCGAGCGUGUGGGUGCAGGGGCUGGGCAUAACAAGGUCCGAUAGCCCGCGUUCGCUGCUCGCCCUUCCGCUCGCGGGCGGCGCCCUCGACGAAUCAAUGGACGGGCCGGUCGCUCCGCAGACAGCUCGGAAGCUGUUUGAGGACCUCAAUGCUGUGCUCGACGAGAGCUGCAACGCCAUUGUCCAGCCACGCGCUGCCCGACCGCCUCGGGACGAGGCCGAGUCAGCAGCCUCGCAGUCCUGCAGCGCCCCCCUCGCAGUCGGCAUCGGCGCUGUCGAGCAUGCAAGCAAAGACGUGGUCGAUAUCGGUAGGCCACACAAUGGCGAAGACCCUCAUGCGCAGCCUCAAGGGGCGAAUCGGACUGGGUUCGCCAGAAGCACGUCGCUGCCGGAUCGCACACAAGCCGCGAUCGAUUCUCGCACAACACAUGCCGUAGCGCGACGACCUGGCGGAGAGGGUGACUCCUCGUCAAGCUUGCCAACCACGUUCGGGCCCCGUCGCGUCCUCAGCGCAGUCAAGUCGCACAGCGAUGUCUUUGCCAGCGACUACAGCGACGCAGCACACGAGGAGCGGCGCCGGCAGGUCAGCGAGUUCGCUGCAGCCGCCAUUGCUCCCGUAGCUCGCUCUAUGGACCCGGCAGCACCACGGCCGUUGUCCAGUCGGUCCAAUCUCCCGCCCCGAGCACCCAGCAUACCUCCAAAAGCCUAUGCCAAGACCGGCCUCGGUGUGACGAAAGAAGCGGCCGCGGUCGAGCCGCCCCCGGGCCCGGCGAGAGGGGACGCACGCAACGACAGCCGCCGCAAGCUGGGCACUCGACCUCCGGCCGUGCAGCCGCAACAGCCCAUCCUACCAUCGACGACCAUCGACAGAGAACCUGGGAACGUUGACGCUCGCACAGCCGCCACCGAGAUCGUCGACCUCACGAUGGACGACGAGUUUCCAGACGUGGACUCGGCCUCUUCGCGCAGCACGUCUCCGCGCAAGUCCCACACCCCUUCACCGACAAAGCAGCGUCAAUCGUCUGUUGCGAGCACGACGACGGCACCUGGCCGAUCGCGGUCGACGGGCAGCACGACGAGGACGGCGCUGGGGAUGGGCAAGAUCUCGUCCGCCUGUCUAUCGCAGGCCCGCCAACCCGGCCUGCCGCGCUCGUCGCAGAGCGUCCUGGGUUCCCAACGGCCAAAGCGAGCCGUAACGGCUGCGGCCACGUCAUCGGUAGCCGGCAGGGUCCUCCAAGCGCCGUCGAGGAGCUCGCCCUCUGCCCCCUUUCGCCCGCCCGCAAAGACGCGUCUCCAGACCGCCGCCGCAGCUGCGGCGGCGGCAUCGUCAACGACCUCCAGUACCGGGGCCUCUCGCACGCCGUCUCGAGGCAGCGACGCCACGCUGCAGCCUCGCACAAAGCCCCCGCAGCCGCCGCCGGCGCCGGCCGCUAGCAAGGCCCACAUCGGAUCGGACGACAGCUUCGGGCUGAGCGAUACCGACGACGCGGCCUUUGCCAGCCUGGCUAGCGAGCUUGGCUUCUGA